AAUUUCUGGAGUUGAAUAAUAUGGAGUUAAACAAAAAGAGUGUUAAGUGUUAGAUUUUUGAGUUUAUUUUCUAAAUUAGACUACAGGUUUUGUACAGGGAUACUCUUUGAUGGUGUUAUAUUUCGGUGUUCAUUCAUUGGGUGUUGAGGAACGUGAUUCAACUAGCCAACUGGUGUUGAUUCAUAACGCACAUUCACGUUACAGCUUUGUUGCUGCCACGCCGAACAGCCUUCACUUGGACUUCGUUGUGAGGCAGAUUACUUUUAAGCUGUAGAGUGUACGGCUAAGGACGAUAACGGCCCUGUCCUACACUGAAGGAAUGACUUUACCUAGCUACGCUGAAGGAAUAAAACAGUGGCCAAGAUGUUGAUAAAGGUAAAAUGCGGAGGGACAAAGAAAUAUGUUAAAAUGGAAGACGUCAGCUUCUCAGACUUUAUCAGUGCAGUUCAGCAGAAGUUUCUCAUACCAGAAAGUACACCACUAAAAGUCACAGAUGAGCAAGGCAUAGAGGUGGACGAGGAUGUCUUUCCAGAACUUGCAACAGCCAAAGAAAUAUGUUUUGUCAUCUACAGUGAAAAUGAGAUCCCACUAUUAGAAUCUUUCACAAACACAACUAACUGUGCCGAUCUGACAGAAUUUGUGACACUUACACCUUGCGAUGUUCCUGUCCUGCAGCAAGAAAGGGAAGGGCCUUCCUCUCCAAGUUUAACAGAUACAUUGUCAAUCUCAAGCAGUCUAAGUAGUGACACAAGUGAUGCUGGAUUUCAAAUGAUUCAACCUGUCAUGGAAUUUACCCGUGCAAGAAAUACUGUGGAGCAGAUUCUCACUUCCAAGCCUGCAGGGAUGACUGUGAUCAAAGAGUAUGAAGAGACUAGGAGUUUGAAAGAUUCCACCAGGCAAUUAUUGGUGAACAUCAUUGUAGCUCACAUGCAUGAAAAGGAAGGGAGAGCUGUAAGUAAAGCAACAAAGGAGUUUCAUGCCUUUGGGAUUGUGUCGCUCUUCCCAUUUUUGAAAGACCCAUACUCAAAAAAGGGAUAUGAACAUUUCUAUGACAUGCAAAGCAACAAAGGCUUUCUUGAGUGGCGUAUAAAAACUGCGCAGCGUCAAUCCAAAACCUCAUCUGCAUCCCGUAACAGAGUGGAGCUGAAAGGAGGUCCCACAUCGUCAAGAACAUCUGGAUCCAUAGAUGACCAGCAAACAGGAGAUGAAUGUAUGGAGGCCAUGUCUCUUCUUCACCACAUCACUGACCGUGACUUUGUCUUCCAGAAGAUGAAAGAAACAUUCCAUUAUCGGCAAAAGAUGCUCCAUGACCCACAGCAAUCGGCAGACAUACUUCAAAUGUUUCCUCGUUUCUUGGACACUAAAGGACUGAUUUUGCAAGACUUCUUGAUGAUGUUUGGAUCAGAGACUGCUUCCAGGUUCCUGGAAAAAUGGAACACCAGUUUUAAAGACAAAGUCAUUCAAGAGGCCAGGACCGUCAGAGAGACGUCUCUCCUGAAAAAACAGCUGAAAUCUGCCCUGAAUGAAGAAUCUGACACUGCUGAUGAGCCAGAGUGGGACAGCGACAUGGCAUCUCUUCUUGUAUUGCUCCAUCUGCUAACUCCUCAACCAGCUGGAAGGAAGCGGCCCAAAAAGAUCAGUGUUGGAGAGGCAACUGAUCAUUUGGUUAAAUUUCACAAGUCUUGCCACAGCCUUGAAGAACAUCUCAUGACGAUCGAAGGAAACCCCCAACCGUAUCUGCUGGCCACGGGGACUUCAAAAGCACAGGUUUUCACCUUCUACAUAGUCUUGGAUAGAAAGCUUCUUCCAUGUCAGUCUUCUACAUCUCUGGGCGCAUUUGAUGAGCUGUUCAAGUCCCAUUUUGUUUUCAGUGUGCAAUAUGAUGAUGCUCUGUCAAGCUUGUACAGAUUCCUGCAGACUACUCUGUACAAUAUCGAUAUAGGGACAACAGAAGAAACUCCAAGAGUCAAAGAGUUAAGAGCAAAGCUGUUAAACAAGCACUAAUUUGCUAAAGCAGCAAACAUGUUCAGAUGUAUCCUUUGUGCGUCAUCCUUUGAUACAGUUUUACUUCUGUUCAGGCAUCUCAAACUAAUUCAUGCAAUGUAUUCUGGGAAAAAUUUGAGACUAAAAUUUGGUCAAAUAGGAUGUUGCUUGCAAUUUUCAAGUUAUUCUGGAUUUAGAAGACAUCUAAUUAAGAUACAUGAUCCUACUGACAACACAUGUGUACCUCAUGAAACCCCUUCCAACUAUGACACUCAAAUGCACAAUCAUUCUCAGUGCUUAAAUGAUGAAACACCCUCUACUUCAUCACAAUGCCAAAAUGUUGAAGCAGGCCCUUCACUGUCAACUCACAGCAAAGAUAUGUGUGCCUCCAUCAUAGGCAAACUUUUGGGAAGCGGUGUACCCAAUACUGUAAUUCUUUCUACAAUUGAAAAUUUACAGGAAUUUGUGGAAGAUUUGCAGUCUAAUAUUCAGGACCAAGUAUUGAACUUACUUCCAGCUGACAAUCCCUCCAGAUCAGCCGUAGAAGAGCUUUUUAAAAGUAUGGACAACCCUUUUAGCCAGUUGAAUACGGAUAGCAAAUGGAAGAAGUAUUUCAGGGAAAAAUGGGAUAUUGAACAGCCAGUUGAACAGCGCCUAGGAGUAAGGUAUGAUAUCAGACGAAAUAGCAAAACUGGAACCUAUGAGCAAGUUCCAAUCAAUGACAAGUUCAUAUAUAUUCCCAUACUGAAAACACUCCAGUUCAUUUUCAAGAAUGACAGUAUUUGUGAGAUGAUGCAAACAUGUACUCAGUGUGAUAAAUAUGAGGACUUCUGUGAUGGAAGCUACUUCAAAAGUCAUCCUUUGUUUUCGAGUAGUAAGUUUGCCCUUCAAAUCCAACUGUACUAUGAUGACUUUGAGUGUGCAAAUCCACUAGGUUCAAAAAAAGGUAUACAUAAAGUUGGCUGCUUUUACUUUAUCCUUAGAAAUCUUCCCCCCAGGGUGAAUUCUGCCUUAAUGAACAUUCAUCUUGUGUCAUUGUUUCAUGCACAAGAUGCUAAGAAAUACGGAAUUGAUGAAAUACUGCGACCCUUAGUAAAGGACUUGAAAAUAUUAGAGACUACUGGGGUUGCAGUACCAUUUGCUGAUGUUUCUGUAUGUGGCACUCUUGCACAAAUUACUGGUGAUAACUUGGGUAUGCAUACCAUUCUUGGGUUCUUGGAGUCAUUUAGUGCAAAUUAUUUCUGUAGAUUUUGCUUAAUUGAUAAAUCUUCAGCUCAGUCAAUUUUCUCAGAAGAUGACCCAAGUUUGACUUUAAGAUCACCAGUUCUGAAUGAUCAGCAUUAUAUGAGUUUGGUAGAUGAUCAGACAUUAACUUCUUCAUUUGGCAUCAAGAGAAAGAGCAUACUUAAUACAUUGAAAUAUUUCAAUGUUGCAGAAAAUUAUGCAGUUGACAUAAUGCAUGAUAUUUUGGAAGGGGUUAGUCAAUAUGAGGUGAAGUUGCUAUUUCUUUAUUUGACUGAACAUUUCAUCUCUAAGGAAAGCUUGUUAAAUAGGAUGUAUGCCUUUAACUAUGGCUAUCUGGAAAAGAAAAACAAGCCUACAAAUAUUAACCUUGACUCUGCAGGACAUGGAAUAGGGUUAAAUGCAUCACAAACACUGGUUUGAUCACAAACAUACUGUACCUUUGAUAUUUGGUGACCUGGUACCAGAGGAUGAUUUGCACUGGCACUUGUUGCUGUUGUUGCUGAACAUUAUAAACAUUGUGUUCUCAUACUCAAUCACUGAAGGAAUGACUGUGUACUUAAAGUACCUGAUUAUUGAAAAUCACAAACUCUUCAAAGAACUGUAUCCAUCAAAGAACUUGUUACCAAAACAUCAUUUCAUGGUCCACUAUCCAAGGUGCAUUCGAAAAAUUGGACCACUCAUUCAUAUCUGGACUAUGAGAUUCGAAGCCAAACACAAAUUUUUCAAAGAUUGUGUGAAGAACUUUAAGAAUUUGACAGUGUCACUUGCAAAGAAACACCAAUUUGCAGUAGCUUAUCAUUGGGAAUGCUUAACUUCAAAAGCGGUUGAAUCUGGUCCAGUCAAACUGUGUUUACUUGAGACACUAGAAUAUGCAGAAGAGAUAUCUGCAUAUCUGCACAUUGAUGCACAAGCCACUGUCAACCUCACAAACUGGGUAAAUUGUGGAGUUGAAUAUCGUGUUGGCCUCUUUGUUUGCACAAGCACUGAUGAAAACAUGCCAGUGUUCAGUAAAUUAACCUCUAUCAUUUUGCACAGUGGGAAAGUUGUUUUUGUUUUGGUUGAACAUGAAACUUGUUUCCAUGACCAUUUCCACUCUUUCCAAAUAAGUGAAAGCAUCCAUAGGAAGGUUUUGGUUCUAGAAAGGGAUAGAUUAAAGCAUUUCAAAUCAUUUGAUGCCCAAAUGUCCUAUGGGUGUGAUUCACAUUUUUAUGUUGUUUUAGAAAGUUGUAUUGUUUAAGUGAAUGUUUGCUGAAACAUUUUUUCACACUGUGAGUAAAGAAAGCACUUCUAUUCAAAAUAUAACUUGUAGCAUGGACUGUUAAACACUGUAUGGAUUUGUCAAUACAAAUAAAUAUUUGUAGUAAUAAUGGUAUAUUGCCCAAAUGUCCUAUGGGUGUGAUUCACAUUGUAUGUUGUUAUAGAAAGUUGUAUUGUUGAAGUGAAUGUUUGCUGAAAAAAAAAUGUUCAUGCUGUGAGUAAAUAAGGCACUUCUAUUCAAAAUAUAACUUGUUACGUAAGUAAGUAUCCAAGCAUGGAUUGU
This is a messenger RNA of Perca flavescens (yellow perch), 4768 nucleotides long. RefSeq lists its product as uncharacterized. Bases 364 to 2004 code for a protein of 546 amino acids. The record is from RefSeq and is a predicted model, not a curated record. Lineage: Eukaryota; Metazoa; Chordata; Actinopteri; Perciformes; Percidae. The transcript has 13 exons.